UUUUUUUUUUUUUGGAGAGUGCGCACAGACUCUCUGAGAUGACAGAGGAUUUACUUUUGGUGAGGAGAGCCUCGCCUCUUGAGAUAUAAUCAUAUUUUGGACCAUGGAUGGAGGUGUGCACGGAAGAGCUCGAGUGAUGGUUAAAAUCCCGACUGGUCGAUGAAGAAUGGGCAGGUGUCAAAGGUAGAGGGAGUGGCCUGGUGCUGUCAGUACCUCUGCUGGUCAUCAUCAUGACAUCUGAGGCCCGCUCAUCUGCACAGUGCUGCUGGAUAAGUACAUCAUUUGGAUACCAGACAUGGCUGCAGCUGCUUCUGCUGAUGGGUUUCAGUCCGGCCUCGUGGUCCCAGCAGGGCACCCAGCCUCAGUCCAUCAAAAUCGAGGGCGACAUCACCCUGGGCGGGCUCUUCCCGGUGCACUCCCGCGGCCCCGCUGGGAUCCCCUGCGGCGAAGUCAAGAGAGAAAAGGGAAUCCACCGACUAGAAGCAAUGCUGUAUGCCUUGGACCAGAUCAACAGUGAUCCGGACCUGCUGCCUAACAUCACCCUGGGGGCCCGCAUCCUGGACACCUGCUCCAGAGACACCUACGCCCUGGAGCAGUCGCUCACCUUCGUCCAGGCCCUCAUCCAGAAGGACAACUCGGACGUGCGCUGCUCCAACGGAGAACCACCCAUCAUCCCCAAACCAGAGAGGGUGGUCGGGGUCAUCGGGGCUUCCAGCAGCUCGGUGUCCAUCAUGGUCGCCAACGUGCUGAGACUGUUUGCGAUCCCCCAGAUCAGCUACGCCUCCACUGCCCCAGAGCUGAGCGACAACAGCCGCUACGAGUUCUUCUCCCGUGUGGUGCCUCCGGACUCCUACCAGGCCCAGGCCAUGGUCGACAUCGUCAAAGCCAUGGGCUGGAACUACGUCUCCACGCUGGCCUCCGAGGGCAACUACGGCGAGAGCGGGGUGGACGCCUUCCUCCAGAUAUCCCGAGAAGCAGGAGGACUGUGCAUUGCACAGUCCAUAAAGAUUCCCAGAGAGCCCAGACCCGGGGAGUUUGAAAAAAUCAUCAAGAGACUGAUGGAGACCUCCAACGCUCGCGGGGUCAUCAUCUUCGCCAACGAGGACGACAUCAAACGGGUGCUACAGGCAGCCAAGAAGGCCAACCUGACAGGACACUUCCUGUUUGUGGGCUCAGACAGCUGGGGGGCCAAAAACUCCCCGAUUCAGGACCAGGAGGAGGUGGCCGAGGGGGCCGUCACCAUCCUGCCCAAAAGAGCUUCCAUCGAUGGGUUCGACCAGUACUUCAUGACGAGGUCUCUAGAAAACAACAGGAGAAACAUCUGGUUUGCGGAAUUCUGGGAAGACGACUUCAAGUGUAAGCUAACUCGUCCUGGCAUCAAGUACGAGGCUGGGAGACGGAAAUGUACAGGUGAAGAGAGGAUCAGUCAAGACUCUCAGUACGAGCAGGAGGGGAAGGUGCAGUUUGUGAUUGACGCGGUGUACGCCAUGGCCCACGCUCUGCACAGCAUGCACCUGGACCUCUGUCCCGGCUCCAUGGGCGUCUGCGAGAAGAUGGACCCUGUGGAGGGACGGAUGCUCCUCCAGUAUAUUCGCUCUGUGAACUUUAACGGCAGCGCAGGGACCGGAGUGAUGUUCAACGAGAACGGAGACGCUCCGGGUCGCUACGACAUCUUUCAGUACCAGAUGUCCAACGUCAGCAACCCCGGCUACAAAGUCAUUGGGCAGUGGACAAACCACCUUCGACUGAAUCCGGAGGAGAUGCAGUGGUCAGGCGGUGACCGUAAGAUCCCAGAGUCGGUGUGCAGCUUCCCCUGCGAGUCCGGCGAGAGGAAGAAGAUGGUGAAGGGCGUCCCCUGCUGCUGGCACUGCGAGCUCUGCGACGGAUACCAGUACCUGCUGGACGAGUUCUCCUGCGACAUGUGCCCGUUCGACAUGAGGCCCCUGAAGAACCGCACGGGCUGCCGGCCCACGCCCAUCAUCAAGCUGGAGUGGAGCUCCCCCUGGGCCAUCAUCCCCGUCUUCCUGGCCAUCCUGGGCAUCCUGGCCACCACCGGAGUCAUCGUCACCUUCGUCCGGUUCAACGACACGCCCAUCGUCCGGGCCUCCGGCAGGGAGCUGAGCUACGUGCUGCUGACGGGGAUCUUCCUCAUCUACCUCAUCACCUUCCUGAUGAUCGCCGAGCCCAGCGUGGCCGUGUGCGCCUUCCGCCGGCUGCUGCUGGGACUCGGCAUGUGCAUCAGCUACGCCGCCAUGCUCACCAAGACCAACCGGAUCUACCGCAUCUUUGAGCAGGGGAAGAAGUCGGUCACGCCUCCCAAGUUCAUCAGUCCCACGUCUCAGCUCAUCAUCACCUUCAUACUCAUCUCAGUGCAGUUGCUCGGGGUGUUCAUCUGGUUCGGCGUGAUGCCUCCUCACACCAUCAUCGACUACGAGGAGCAGAAGCCCCCAAACCCGGAGUUCGCCCGCGGGGUCCUCAAGUGCGACAUGUCCGACCUGUCCCUCAUCCUGUGUCUGAGCUACAGUAUCGUUCUGAUGAUCACCUGCACGGUGUACGCCAUCAAGAGCAGAGGCGUCCCCGAGACCUUCAAUGAAGCCAAGCCCAUCGGGUUCACCAUGUACACUACCUGCAUCAUCUGGCUGGCCUUCGUCCCCAUCUUCUUUGGCACAGCUCAGUCUACUGAGAAGAUGUUCAUCCAGACCACCACCCUGACGGUGUCCAUGAGCCUGAGCGCCACCGUGUCCCUGGGAAUGCUCUACAUCCCCAAGGUCUACGUCAUCAUCUUCCACCCCGAGCAGAACGUCCAGAAGAGGAAGCGCAGCUUCAAGGCCGUGGUGCAGGCGGCCACCGUGUCCACGCACCUGUCCCAGAAGUCCAACGACAAGCAGAACGGCGAGUCCAAGAUCGAGCCGGACCGGUCGCAGUGA
This is a messenger RNA of Salarias fasciatus (jewelled blenny), 2927 nucleotides long. It is a transcript of the gene grm6b, whose product is annotated as glutamate receptor, metabotropic 6b. Gene Ontology annotation, cellular component: membrane. The record is from RefSeq and is a predicted model, not a curated record. Gene Ontology annotation, biological process: G protein-coupled receptor signaling pathway. Bases 231 to 2927 code for a protein of 898 amino acids. Gene Ontology annotation, molecular function: G protein-coupled receptor activity. Lineage: Eukaryota; Metazoa; Chordata; Actinopteri; Blenniiformes; Blenniidae. The transcript is spliced from 11 exons.